Molecule: messenger RNA, 2721 nt
Organism: Lactuca saligna
Lineage: Eukaryota; Viridiplantae; Streptophyta; Magnoliopsida; Asterales; Asteraceae
Source: the annotation of a GenBank genome assembly
AUGACAUCCUCAUCUACAGGUAUGUAUGUAUCUGUAGAUUUUCAUUACAAUGGAUUCUUUUCGCCAAACCCAUUGGUGUACUUAGACCCCGUAAAAACAAAUGUACGUGAUGUGGAUUUUGGGGGAUUUACGUAUAAAGAGUUUCUUUUGUGGCUUACGAAAUUAACAAAUGGAGAAUGUGAUAAUGUCUACUACUGUAUGAGAAAGGAAAGCUUGUGUGAGGGUAUUAGAAGAAUCGACAGUGAUGCUGAUUAUUGGAAGUUUGUGGAGACUGUUUAUAGUCUGGAGAGUGAUAGUCUUGAGAGUGAGUUAGAUGUGUACAUUGACCACCGAAAUGAACCAAUUCUUGAUUGGGCUGAUAACGAGUUCUUAGAAGAUGGUAAAGGGUAUGAGUUGGAUGAAGAGGAUGACAAGGAUUCUAAAAGACCCAUUCUUGACAAACUUUCAGGGCAUAUUAGUGAUGAUGAUGAAGAGGAAGCAAACAAUGGGAAACUUAAGGAUGUUGUGUUCCCUGUCCAUAAUGAGAAUCAAGAAUGGGAGCAAAUGGUGCCAGUUUUGGGUAUGAAGUUUUCUAAUCCAUUGGAAUUGAAGUUGUGUAUCACCAACUAUGCAGUCAAAAAUGGAUAUGAUUUAUGGUAUGAGAAAAGUGAUCAUGAAAGCUUAUUGGUAAAAUGUUAUAAAGGUAAGACAAAUAAACAGGGUAAAGGUUGUCCUUUUAGAUUAUGGGCAACCUGGAUGAGCAGUGAAAAAUCAUUCCAGAUUAAAUCUCUGAAUGAUAUGCAUAAUUGUGCAAGAGUGUUCAAAUUUAGGUCCAUUGUUACCUAUAAAUGGAUAGCAAAGCAUUUCAUGAAUCAUAUACUUCAGAAACCAAAGAUGAGUAUAAGGAAGUUGAAAGCUAAAGUCAGCAAGAAAUUUAAUUUGAUUGCAAGUGUUGGUCAAUGCAGAAAUGCAAGGAAGUAUGCAUUUCAGGAGAUAGAGGGUACUUUGAAAGAGCAUUAUGCAAAAACAUGGAGCUAUGGAGAAGAGAUAAGAAGGACUAACCCUGGAUCAACAGUGAAGAUGGAUGUCGAUGUCAUGCCUGAUGGAACCACAUAUUUCUCAAAGUUUUAUGUAUGUUUCAAGGGAUUGAAGGAUGGAUGGAUUGAAGGUUGUAGGAGGGUAAUUGGACUAGAUGGUUGCUUCCUAAAGGGCAUAUGCAGAGGUCAGUUGCUCUCUGCUAUAGGUAGAGAUGCAAAUAACCAUAUAUAUCCCAUUGUUUGGGCUGUUGUAUCAGUGGAAAGUAAAGAAACAUGGAAGUGGUUUAUUGACCUUCUAAUUGAGGACCUUGGAAUGGGAGUUGGGCAUGGACUAACCUUGAUAUCAGACCAACACAAAGGAUUACUUGAGGCUGUGAAGGAAAGGGUCCCAGCAGCAGAGCAUAGGCAAUCUACUACCCCUGCAAAAUUUGAACAACACAUGAAUGAAAUCAAGAAAUUAGAGCCACUAGCUUAUGACCAUUUGAUGGAAAGGGACCCUAAAACUUGGAGUAAAGCAUUUUUUCAGACUGAUAGGGCUUGUGAUGCAUAUGAAAAUGGUAUCUCUGAGAGUUUCAACUCUGUGAUUGAAGUUGCUAGGAAGAGACCACUAAUCACCAUGUUAGAAGAAAUUCGAAUUUAUGUGAUGGAGAGGCUUUAUAGACAGAAGAUUAAGGGGCAAUCUUGGGAUUUAACCAUAUGUCCUACCAUUAGGCUGAAGUUGUCCAAGCUUAAGGAUCUUCAAAGGUUUUGGAAAGUAAUACCAUCUGGUUAUCAACAGUAUGAAGUCAGACUUGGGUAUGAUGCAUAUGUUGUGGAUAUUGGUAGUAGGACAUGUGCCUGCAGAACUUGGCAGUUAACAGGUUACCCUUGUGUGCAUGGGUAUGCUUGCAUUGCAAGCCUCAACAGGGAUGUAGAGGAGUAUGUGUCACCAUGGUUUACCACAUCAAUGUACCUAAACUGUUACAGGAAUACCAUUAACCCACUAAAUGGUAGUGACAUGUGGCCUCAUGUAUACUACAUCAGCCCAUUGCCCCCCAAAAGGAGAAGGUUACCAGGAAGACCAUCAACAAAAAGGAAAAGGGAUCAGAUUGAGAGGAAAAACCAAGGAAAAAAGCAUUCAAUCACAAAAAGAGGUAGUGUGAUGAAAUGCAGCAUAUGUAGGGAAAGUGGGCAUAAUAGAACAACCUGUCCUCAGAAACCAAUUGGGAAUCAUCAAAUGCAAGUUCAAAGAAAAAGAAAUCCAAGAAAGCCGGUUGUAUUGGCACAUGAAGUUGAUAUUGACAGUGACAGUGAAGUUGAAAUAGAACCUGAAAGUGAUGUUGACUCUUUUGAUCUUGAAUUUGAAGAUGAUGUGCAACCUGAAGUUGAAGAUGGAGUAGAACCUGAAGUCCAAGAUGGAGUGCAACAUGAAGUUCAAGAUGAAGUGCAAGCUGAAGUUGAACCUGAAAAUCAUCCUGAAGUUCAUGAUGCUAACCAAGUUGAAGUUCACCUUGCAGUUCAAGCUGAAGUUGAACCUGAAGUGCAAGUUCAAGUUGAAGAUGCUAACCAAAUUGUAGUUCAAGAUCAAGUGGAAAUACCAGCUUUUCAAGUUGUAGUGGGAAAGAGGGCAAGGAAACCUUCAGAAAGAAUUACAAAACUGAAGAUAAGAAAGAUGUGGGAGGGAAAACAGGGCAGUAGUGAUGACAAUCCGUAUGAGUUGGAUUAA